GGUGUGAAUGAGCUGAGACUCGCGGCUGGUUGGAGAGCUGGUGACAAAUACUCCGAAAUUGCCCCUCAAAACACCGAGCAAUAACCUGACGGACGCUCACUCAAACAGCUUAAAUUCCUCAGCAGCGUUUAUCCUCGAUAGUAUUAGGGGACACUACCGUUUCAGAAGAGACCGGGAAGUGGCCGAACAACUGACACAGAGAGCUCGUUUUUAUCGCUGAAUGUUCACGGAACGGGACCCAUGUUUUGCAAAGACUGCAGCUGCUGCACGGGCCGGGCCGUGGGGCCACAAAGCGACGAGAAAGACAACAGAAGUCGAGGAGACGGCGCUGAACAAAGGAGGGCAAUGCAGGACGUGUGUGUGUGUGUGUGUGUGUGUGUGUGUGUGCAGAGAAGCGAUGCCCUAGAUCUGUAUAACGUCUGAGUUACUCUGUCAUUCAGACUCCUUUCAUGCUGUCGGGCAGCCGUUUCUCAAACCGCACCUGGAAAACCAAAGAGAAUGUGUUCAGUGGCAGCACAUCUCCAUGCGUAAAUGGAGACGCAUCGGUGCGUAUUUGCUGUACUUUUUCAUUAUGCGUACAAUAAAUUAUGUUUGUUUUGUCACUAACUCAAGCCCUGUCCCAUGACCACACUGAUAUAUAUGCAUAAUAGACUUCCUCAUACUUCGUAUCUACCAUGAGUGAUGGCGAUGCCCGCAGAAUCUGACAGUACCGGUGCGCAAAGCAGCACUCGUGAAAAAAGCUUCAGCGCACCGGAUCGCAAUGGUUAUGUGAAAACAUGUGUCAUCCCACUGUGCCGUGACCGAGAUUACGAGUCGUGGGUGAGGCUAAUGUUCACAAAAAUAUGGAGUUCCCAGAGACUCCGGAGUGCCGUGUGUGCGGGGUCGCUUUCGGUUUUUCUCGCUCUGUUGGUCAAAUGUGCAGACUGGAAAGCUGAAGCCAGCAGCAGCGCUGACAACACACUCUUGCAUUCAUCGUCCCCCCUUCACUUCGUUUCAGGCUGCGCAGCGGAGCUGUUGCAAACUUGCUGGAGUGUGGUUUCGACAUUGUUCACCCUCGUAUGUGCCUUCUUUUGGGUCGGUGUCUACUUAAUCCGCUGCGGGGUUCUAAUCCAGACCGCUCUCUCCCUCCUAACCUUGUGCCACCUGGGCGAAGCAGCGGCGUGGUCUCUUCUGGACGGGACAGAUGAGCAGCUGUUUUCAUUCACGACAGCAGCCGUGGUCGUGCUCAUCUGCGUGGCCACCGGCGCACUCAUGGUAGCACGGCUGAACCAGGGCAUAUCUGUGAUCCUUUUCAUCAGCAUAGUCAGGACUAUCUCACUCUUCUCGCUACACAAAGUACGGGCCACUUGGAGACCGUACGUAGCGUACCUGGUUGGAGUGCUGGGCAUCCUGCUGGCGAGGUAUGCUGACAAGCUCCUUCCCAACCAAGGGAGACACAAGGAGGGCUGCACCCCCGUGACUGGAGCCAGGGAAGAGAUCCCUGUAUUUAAAAGGCGCAGGAGGUCCAGUUCUGUGAUAGCCUCAGACAUGGCACACAGUCAGUCCAACAGUAAGUCACAUCGCCGGACCUCUCUGCCAUGCAUCCAGAGGGACCAGAUGCUCUCCCGCUCGGAUUGGGACCACAAGAGAGGCUCCCGAGGAUCACAGUCAUCAGGCACCACCGUCAUGGUGGACAUAGCAGUGAUGGGAGAAGCCCAUGGACUAAUCACAGACCUGCUGGCUGACCCCUCUCUGCCCCCCAACACCUGCACUUCACUGCGGGCCGUCAGCAAUCUACUAACCACCCAGCUCACCUUCCAGCCGCUGCACCGGCCACGCCCUACUCCCCUGCUUAACACCAGUGAUUCCUACACCCUCUCCGACUCAGAGGAUGGACCUGAGAAAGGAGAGAAGAUAUCCAUCCACAAGCGUAUAAGGCGGAGUCUCCACCCUGGCCUUCUGAGGAGGAUCUCUUCCACGUGGACCACCACCACCUCUGCCACAGGCCUGCCCACCAUUGAGCCCGGGCCCGUCCGAAGGGACCGCAGCGCCAGCAUCAAACCCUACCAUGAAACACUUACCUGCAGCUGUGGGAGACCAUACAUCAAACUGAGCCAUGGGGAAGGCUCAAUAGACAAGGGAGACAGGAUACCACGGUCAGCAGAGGACCAAGUGGUGGUGUCAUCAGACUACGACAGCACCCAUGAAGCCAACCACAGUGACAGCAGUGAUGUAGCACAUACAGAGGAGGGCACAGAGGAAGGAAAAAACCCUGCCCAGAAUGUCAUCCUCCACCCACUAAUACCUCCUGAGGACAAACCAAUUCUGGCUCCAGAGCCGUUAAUAAUGGAGGACUUGGAGCCUUUGAUGAGUCAGCUAAACAAUUGGAACUUCCCCAUCUUCACUUUGAUGGAAAAGACCAAUGGGAAAUGUGGACGGAUCCUCAGUCAGGUUUCCUACAGGCUCUUUGAAGACACUGGCCUGUUUGAGACCUUCAAGAUCCCUGUAAAAGAAUUCAUGAACUACUUCCAUGCCCUUGAGAAUGGUUACAGAGACAUACCAUAUCACAACAGGGUCCACGCCACAGAUGUGCUUCAUGCAGUCUGGUACCUCACCACGCAGGCUGUUCCUGGUCUGCCCAGCCUCAUCACUGACCAUGGCUCUGCCAGUGACUCAGACUCCGACAGUGGAAUAACACACAGUCAUAUGGGCUUCCUGGUUUCAAAGACCUACACUGUGUCAGAAGAUGGUUAUGGCUGUCUGUCAGGCCUCAUACCUGCUCUGGAGCUCAUGGCCCUUUAUGUGGCUGCCGCAAUGCACGACUACGACCACCCCGGGCGGACCAAUGCUUUCCUCGUGGCCACCAGCGCCCCACAGGCAGUGCUCUACAAUGAUCGAUCUGUUCUGGAAAACCACCACGCUGCCUCAGCCUGGAACCUCUUCAUGUCGCGGCCAGAGUUCAACUUCCUUGUCAACCUGGACCACGUAGAGUUCAAGCGUUUCCGUUUCUUGGUCAUUGAAGCUAUACUGGCCACUGACCUGAAGAAGCACUUUGACUUCCUAGCUGAGUUCAAUGCCAAGGUGGGUGAUGAUCCAUCCACAGGUAUUGAUUGGUCUAACGAGAAUGACAGGUUGCUGGUCUGCCAGAUGUGCAUUAAACUGGCUGACAUCAAUGGGCCUCUGAAGUGCAAGGACUUGCAUCUGCAGUGGACAGAGGGCAUUGUCAACGAGUUUUAUGAACAGGGCGAUGAGGAGUCCAGCCUUGGCCUUCCCAUCAGUCCCUUCAUGGACCGAGCGGCACCACAGUUGGCCAAACUCCAGGAAUCAUUCAUCACACACAUUGUGGGACCACUGUGCAACUCCUACGACUCAGCCGGCCUCAUACCGGGACGAUGGGUGGAGCCCAACCCAGAGGAAGAUGAGCCAGAGAUCAUGGAGAAUGAGGAAGAGGAUGAGGAGGACACUGCAGAGGAAGACACGUCCACCAGCUCAGAAGCAUCACAGAAAGCAAGUCCCAAGAAGAGGAGGAAAGUCUUCUGCCAAAUAACCCAGCACCUGCUGGAGAACCACGAGAUGUGGAAGAAGGUGAUCGCAGAGGAGGCCCCGAAACAGGGCCAAGGAGCAGAGUCUGUCCAUUUAAACAAUGUAGCUGAGCCAAUCCUGGCUAUUCACGAGGAGGAAGAGGAGCCAGGCAGCAGAGAGGAGCUAGUAGAAGGAGAGGAUGCAGAGGAGGGAGUGGAGGAACCAGAGUGGCCUGUGUCUCCGCAGGAAGACUCUAAACCUCUGGAGGAACUAGCGGAGGGGGACCCACAGUGAAACAGCUAAUGGAAAAUACGGAGUUGGUCAGGGCAAGGAUGUGAAGAAGUAUUCCUUGUUAUCUUAUCCUAUCAACUGACUCCUGUUUUUUCCAGCACAUCACUUAGACACAACACUGUAGAUGUUUGGGAAAUGUGUGCCUAUACAAAAAAAGUGGGAAAAUUUGUGCUUUACACAUUUGAUCUGAAUAUCUGGUUUCACCAAACAUUUAAAGGAGGUUUCCAUAUUGCAAUACAGGAUUAUUUGUGUACUUUGGGAUACAGACUCUUUUGCUACUGUCAAGAGAAGAGGAAGACUGAUUGCACAGACCUCAACCCAAUGUGGUAACACAGGACUGCAGAAAUUUGCUGCCAAUUUAUACAUAAUUAUUUUCUGAAUGCAAUAUAUAGACAUCACAGUUACUUGUACUUGUGUUUCAAUUUUAGCAAGAGUUUUUAGGUCUCACAUGGGCCAUAAUAUGUUUUUUAAAAUAUAUAUAUAUGGAUUAUAAAGGGAGUCAAUCAAAUGAGGAACAUUGGCGUAUCUGUCCUCCUUUCAACGUCUGCCAAAAGUACCCAUAGGAUUUAGCAUACAAAAUCAAAUAAUUAUAAAUGUUAUGUUUUACAUUUGUUGCCAAAUUAAGUACUUUAUACCAUUAAGUGUAGCCAUAUUAGUUUAAGGAAGGAGACCUUAGGCUCCUUAUGCUGUGUGUGUGUGUGUGUGUGUGUGUGUGUGUGUGUGUGUGUGUGUGUGUGUGUGUGUGUGUGUGUCUGCGUGUUUAAAUUAGUGCACUCCAAUGCACAAUUCUUCUGCAGAGGACAUAGAUAUAUUCAGCAGAAUACCUGUUAUUUGUGCUAUCUCUGGUCUCCAGUCCCAAGUUAAAUAUAGUGGUCAAAUAAAGGCUUCAUUCACUGUCCUAAAUGUUGUCGACCAGAGGACUGCACUUACAAAGCAGCAGUGGAUUGUUUGAAAUGGAUCUAUUCCAAAUGCAAGACAAAAAAGGGAAUACCAGUACACGGAACAGACACUACCGAAGUGUAAGGAAAAUAUAAGGGGAAAAGAAAAGGUAACCAUGCGUUCAUAAAACAUUAUAAAGAAACAGAAAGCAUAAUAUCUCAAAAUCCCCCAGAUAAAUAAAUGUAUAAUCCUAUGAAGUUUUAAAAAAAAAAAAAAAGUAGCAUAGGUACACUAACCAAUACUUUUUCUUUUGUAUUUUCUAUCAGUUUAUUUGACUCUCUGACUACGUAUUUGGAGUCAGUGUGCUGUAUUAUACUCUAUACUUACUGGUCCUCAUUAUGUAAAAACCUGCUAAUGAUGCUGACCUUUAACCCUCAGGAAAACCUCAACUGUUGAAAUUCAAAGUAAAUAUCUGUAUCACCUGUGAGGAUGUUCAUAAAAGGCUCAGAGCAAGGCAAGUUUUUGUCACACACCUCCAACUUUUCUGCCUUGACUAAUAUAACAUAUUUGCAGAUAAACACAGUGAAUCUGUCUGAAUUCUUCUCCCGGCACCUCAGGAAGACACUCUCUCAGAGUUAAGAGCCUAUGGGACUCCAGAGUGCAUCAGUUGGAUGUUCUUCUUCUUCUUCUGCAAGUGAAAGUCCAACCUGAUAGAUCACUUACUGUUAUGAUACACAGGGAAAUGAUUCUGGCAAAAGAAAUCUAGUCACAGUUGAUACAAGAGCGAGAUAUGCGAUGGCUGGUUUGCAACAUCAGAAUGUCUGGUGACCUGUCCUUCACUCCAAAUAUUCUCACGACAGUGGUGGUGCAAGGUUUCUGUACUACUGUAGCUGUUUGAUGCCAGUAGAAAACAUUGUUCUUUAUUUAAUGAAAUCAGGGUGCGAAAUACCGGGGAGCCAGGGGGAGCUUGGUUCUUUUCAUUAAGUCACGAGUUCCCCUGAAAACAUGAUUUGUGAAAUUUGGGGGGUUUAUAAAAUAUUGACAAUAUGCUAAUUUUGCCAUGUAUUUCUAGUUUUUUGGCUCUUCAUCAUCGUGGUUCAUGCAUAACAUUAGGCUCCUAUUGAUGUAUGAUUCACACAUUGUUGCACUGCAUUGCUUUCUUAUUGCUUCACAAUCACUGUGAAAAUAAAAUAAAAAUGGUAGUGAAUAUGUUAGUUUUAAUGCUCGUCACUCCAGACAUUUAAUUGUUAAAGUCAAUGAAUGCAAAUAGAAAAUAGAAACUGCUUUCCAAGAGCUUCCAACAGACAUAAAAGGCAUUGUCUCUAAAAACGUGACUUGUAAAUGGAUUUAACAUAAUAACAUUACUGCACAUAACAUGAUCGUAAUGUAGAGGUCAUUGUACUGUAAGACGUCACAUGAUAGCCCUUACUUUCUACUGAGAAAAAGCCACAAGGUAAACCAAUAACAUAUUCUCUAACUUUCUGUCACACACGAGUGCAAUGAGGAAAUAUGUAAUGAAUUAUCAACUGCUAAUCUUGUCGAGUCCUCAUGACCUACAUGCACAUCUGAAUCUCUUGUGCAUCGUAUCUCAUCUUGUGGUGUACCACUGCUCUCUUCUAUAAUCUCAUUUCAAUAAAAACUUAACAGCACACGUCAGCCUGUAGAUAGGAUAUAGAGCAAUCACAUUGAUACAGGUGUAGAACAUCGUGUCCUUGUUUCGUUGCAGAUCUUGUGUUAACAUACUCUAUCACCACACAAUGUUCUUAGCUGUGGUGAAUAGCGCACUCCAUCCAUAAUGGCCUGUUUACUGCUGCUCUGGCUGCUACAGUAUAGAUGGGGGAGGAGGAAGUACAGCAGCAUUGGCCACACAAGUUGAGGAUAAUUGGUUGACCCCCUGUUUAGAAAGGCAUUAGACAGAGAAUCAUUUACCCAACAUCUGACCAAACUUGUUAGAAGCCACUGAAUCAGAACAAGGUUUUUCUUGGCCCCUAAUGACCAUGUUUUCACUCACUGUAUGUUGUAUACAACAUGCCUGCUGUAUGUUGCCUGCAAUUCAUCCUUAAAGAGCUAUAAUCAUCAUUACAGACACAACGGAUGAAUUUUAUUCAGCUAUAUAGGCAAAUUAUUCCAUACAACACAUACAUCUUAACAAGUGGUGCAGAAUAAAAAAAACCAACACUUUCUAUUGUUCAUUGGGAUGAUGUAACCUCCACUUCUAGUUUUCUAUUUCAAGCUUCCAAUUCAAAUGCUCCAAAGCCCCUGCUUUGUUAAUGUAUAAAUACCGUAUACAGUGUGUGCGAGAGAGCAAGAGCGUGUGUGUGUGUCUAUUUGACUAUUUGAAUUCUUCCAUUGGCCUCUCUAAUGUGACUCCUGUAUUUGGCUAGGUUUUACUUUAGUAGGAGUAGAAGAGGAUGCUACUUUUACUCACAAGUAGAGGUGGUGAAAUGAUGAAGGUGAUGCAGUAGGUAGUUCUUCAGUUUUUUCUCUGAUACUCAGAUGAAAUUGUUAUUCACAGACAGUCCUAUAGCAUUUUUCUCUUUGAUCUUCACUGGCAACAGUAGUAAAGCAUUCAUCACACAAUGUCUAUCAUCUUUUAAGGUCUGCUGUGUUAGUUAGUUGGUGAUAUUAUUAUUUUUUGAGUGGACUAUGUAUGCAUUUUUCCCCCAGUCACAUCAGCCUUGAGUCAAUAUUUGCAUUUGAGCUGAUACAGUAUACACCCAGUAUAUCAGUUUUGAUGGUGUAUUUUUCACAUCUUAAUUGGUUUUAUUUGUCAUGCUUAUUCACACAUGUAGCAUAAUUGUAACCAUGGGAAGCUUUACAAUUAUGUAAAAAAAAAAAAGAGAUGUAUUUUUAUAUAGUUGACACAUGAUUAAAUAAUUGCUUUCUUCUCACUAGUACCUUGCACUUACCACAUGUACUAAUAUUUACACAAGGAAGAAUAUGUCCAAAUACACAGUAUUUGUGAAAGUAAAAUAAUUACUUUUCUUGCAGGUUGUUGCUCCAUUUUGUACAAUAUACAUACGUAUAUGCUGUACAGUAAAGAAAUUUUAAAACUACAAAAACUCUUUUAGAUAUACAUUAUUUAUUUUUACCAUUUUGUAAUUUAGACACUAUACUGUAGCUUCAAUAUUGCCAGACUUACUGGAAGUGCCUAUAUUGGUAUUAUGUAUCAUACAGUGAAUAUAUUUGAAGAUCAUUAGAAGUUGUCACAAACUGAACCAUGUGGAUGUUGUAAUGUGAAUACAUUGAAUUACAAGACUAUAAUUUCUGUGGUA
Dicentrarchus labrax (European seabass) is the source of this 7946-nucleotide messenger RNA. RefSeq names its product cGMP-inhibited 3',5'-cyclic phosphodiesterase 3A-like. Gene Ontology annotation, molecular function: 3',5'-cyclic-AMP phosphodiesterase activity. Bases 682 to 3795 code for a protein of 1037 amino acids. The record is from RefSeq and is a predicted model, not a curated record. Lineage: Eukaryota; Metazoa; Chordata; Actinopteri; Moronidae. Gene Ontology annotation, biological process: oocyte maturation; positive regulation of oocyte development. The transcript has 14 exons. Gene Ontology annotation, cellular component: cytosol.